This is a messenger RNA of Geodia barretti, 600 nucleotides long. NCBI's taxonomy places the organism in Eukaryota, Metazoa, Porifera, Demospongiae, Tetractinellida, Geodiidae. The record is from the annotation of a GenBank genome assembly.
AUGGAAGCGCAGAAAUCCUUCCAGUUGCAGUGGGACAAGUUCGCGGCCGCGGUGGCUUACUUGACGGAAUGCUCGGAACGUGACGAGACUUUUGGAUGCGCCAAGCUGGUCGAGCUCCUGUACUACGCGGAUGGCGCUGCCUACCUGCAAUUGGGAAAGUCCAUCACCGGGUCCAACUAUAUACAUGCGGAUCAUGGUCCGUUGCCCGAGGAUUGGCAGUCCCUGGCGGAUCAACUGGAACGCGAGGAAAUAGUUCGAGUCGACGUUGAGGUUCUUUCGAGCCGGCAUCAGCGCCAACGGCCUCUGCUCGGUCAAAAAGCCACAACCUCUCCGCUAAAUGACCAGGAACGCUCUAUUCUUGACGACCAGCUGCGCCGUUUUGCCGAGUUCAACGCCGGGCAGAUCGAAGAGUAUUCCCAUGACGAGGUAGCCUGGCGGACUACGGAGCCACAGCGGGUGAUGCCUUGGGAAUUGGCGGGAAUCAGAAUCCCCAAGCUCACCGACGAUGUGAAGGUGAGGGGGCAGAGAAUAGCAGAACACAUCCAGAAGAACGGCCGGCAAAUAUCGCGCAUCCUCGUCGAACGACAAGAUGCGAUAUAG